This is a messenger RNA of Drosophila kikkawai, 3361 nucleotides long. Its product is annotated as RNA-binding protein 5. Lineage: Eukaryota; Metazoa; Arthropoda; Insecta; Diptera; Drosophilidae. The record is from RefSeq and is a predicted model, not a curated record. Gene Ontology annotation, cellular component: nucleus. Gene Ontology annotation, molecular function: RNA binding. Gene Ontology annotation, biological process: mRNA splicing, via spliceosome.
ACAUUUUCAUUUGGCAGCCCUAAAGGAGGCCGAGAUUUUUCAUUUGUGUUUGCCAAAAACUUUUCGGUGCCUAGAACUCAAUUUUGUUUCCGUCUCAAUGAAAAAAACUGGCAAGGAGAGCGAGCAAGUUUAACUAGUUUCCGCCUCCUGCAUCAAGCAACGUGACAAACAAAUAUGGAUUUUCGGUACGGUCGCAGCUUUUCCGGGGGCGAUGGAAACGGUAACGAUCUGAGCCACAGGCGAUAUAGUCGCUCCCGCUCCCGCUCGCGAUCCAGAGAACGGAACAGACGCCGCCAAUCCCGAUCCCGCAGCCGGGACCGUUCAUCGCAUUAUAGACGCCACCACGGCCCCAGCCCAGACCGCGACCUAUAUCGCGAUCUGAUCAACGAGGACUACCAGGAGGAUCAACGCCACUACGGUUCGCGUAAUCACGUUGAUCACUACCACCAGCAUCGCAACGAUGACUGCUACGACCGGCGUGAACGGGACCACUAUGAACGCCGAAACCGAAGCAGCAACUAUGACCGCCCUGAUCCGGACAGGAAUGAUCGAUGGGAGCAUGACUGCUUCGAUCCCAGGGAGCAGGAUGGGCCUGAUCGCUAUGACAGCUGGAGGAACCAGGAUCGAGAGUCGAGACAGCGUAGCUAUGACGAUUAUGAAGAGGAAUUGGAGCGCGACAGUCGAAAUAAUGGCAAUGACAACAAUAAUGGGAUGGCCAACAAGAACAAAAUAAGGGAACAGGAGCGUUCUAGAGAGCAUUCUAGAGAUAGACGCUAUUCCUCGGACGAUGUCAGCGAUGAGCCCGAUGAGAUUCGGGAGAGACACGAGCAACACCAGAACAACACCGAGCCGUCCAACCACAUCAUACUCUUCGGCUUGAAGAAAGACGUCACAGAAGCAGAUAUCAUGGGCGAGCUGAUCAAUGUCAACAUGGAGCCCGCCUCUAUACGCGUGAUGAGGAAGCAGCCGACAGGUGCCUCACGCUGUUUUGCAUUUGUCGAGUUUAAAACCGUUGAGGAGGCGCAACAAUGGAUGGAUUUGACUCAGGGCGAGCUCCAGCUGGGCGACCACAAAGUGUCCAUGCAAUAUAGCCACACUCGUACGGCGGACUGGACCUGCAUCAAGUGUGGUGCCAGCAACUUCAAGCGUCGCUUGCAGUGCUUCAUGUGUAACACCUCGCGGGCGGAGAGCGAGAACACAGUUCCCUGUGACGGCGAGGGGAUCGACGAAGUCAGCGACCUCCUCACAAAAAAGAUCAUGCUGCGUAACCUGGACGCGCUGACAAACGAGGAGGGCGUGCUCACUGCCCUCCAGGAGCACUUGUCCUCCGACAUGGCGAAAACUGUCAGCAAGGUGCAGAUCAGUCGGGACACCUUGACUCAGGCGUCGCGGGGCAUCUGCUAUUUGAAUUUCGACACUCUCCUCGACUCGAUGAAUAUGUACAACGGGCUGGCUGCCUUGAACCCGCCGCUAUCCCUGGACGGCAGAACAGUGCUGGUUUCCUAUUGCAAGGAUCCCGAGAAUCGUAAAAUAUUUUCCACGCCGGAUUCCAGUUCAGCUAGACCUAGUGCAGGCUUUACGGCCAUGACAGCCUCGGCACUGAAUGGAAGCUACACCCUGGCAGAUGUCCCACGCCUCGCCGCCUACAGUGCCUCCGUCUAUGCCUCGAAUCCGGUCGAGCAUGCCUAUUACGUCCAGUACUACACGGAUUACUACACGAAGGAAAUAAGCAAGCAGGCCGUUAAUCCGCACCUGACUGAGGCCAACUCGGGAGCUGCAGUGGCGCUCUCGGCCAUACAGCGGCAGCAGAAGAAGCAUUCUUCGCAGGUCCCGCUCAGCAUAGCAGCGAUGGCAGUUGCAGGGGCAAAGGCCUCGUUUACUGCCCAGGGCUUGAAUGUGCCCAAGGGGAACGACGGAAAGACCUACCCCACUCCCGAUGUAUCGCAGUAUCAGUACGAUGAGACCUCGGGGUACUACUACGACCGCACCACAGGGCUCUACUACGACGCCCACUCGCAGUACUACUACAACAACGAAACGGGGGCGUAUCUGUACUGGGACCAGAAGAGGAGCACCUACGUCCUGGCCACCCCUGCCUCCACGCAGGCGGCUCUCCAAGAAGUCCUGGCUGAUGCCGAGCAGAAGGAGGAGGAGGCCAAAAAGGCGAAGGAGAAGGAGAAGGACAAGGAGGGCGGCGGCAACAAGCACGACAAGGUCAAGGUGGCCAAGAAGAUAGUGAAGGACAUGGAAAAGUGGGCCAAGCAGCUCAAUCAGAAGAAAGACUAUACGGCGGUGGCCACGCCACAGCCAAUAUUACCGGAGAAUGAAGGCCCCAGCACUUCCCGGGCCUCACAGGGAGGGGGCUAUGCUGAUUUGGGAUUCUCGCUCCUCGAAAAAAAGGAGCGGGGGGCCAAGACUGCAGACUUUGUGCCACAGGUGGGACUACCGGUGCUCAGUAAACUAGCAAACGCCGUCGGCGCAACAUCCGAGGACUCUGAGGAUGAGUCGGCUGGACCCUCAUUCGGAGUCGGAGCCACUACUACCGCUGCUUCCCAAAGGGCAGCUCCCGACGAAGCGGACUACGUGGAUUUCCAAAAGCUAACCUGCCAACUUUGCAAGCGUGCCUUCCAGUCGUUGGACAUCCUUCAGAAGCACUUGAAAAUAUCCACCUUGCACAAGGAGAACUUGGCCAAACUUAACCAAAACUACGUAGAAAGUGGCAACGAAGUGGGACUGUCGUAUCGCGACCGGGCCAAGGAGCGGCGACUGAAGUACGGGGAGGGCGAUCCACCACCGAAUCGUAGCCGGGAGCUCUUCGAGCAGGACAUGAAGACGCUGCAGACGAGGCAGACGAAUAACGUUGGGCAAGCCCCCGCCAUGCCCAUCGGCUCCAGCAAUGUAGGCAAUCGCCUCAUGCAAAAGAUGGGCUGGUCAGAGGGCCAGGGUUUGGGUAAAAAGAACCAGGGUCGCACCCAGAUCAUAGAGGCCGACGGACGCACUAACAACGUGGGCCUAGGAAACAAGGCUGGAGGACAAAUGUUUCCCGGUAGCGACUACAAAUCCUACAUCAAGAAGAUGAUGAAGCAGCGUUAUGAUAACGCCUGAGAGUUCCUUAAGCCAUGUUUACUUCCAUUCCCUUUAGACUAGAUGAUAGAUUAGUUAAAUGCUUACCUCGGCCUCACAUCCUUACCUUGUGGUGAUCAUUUCAUAUGUACUGAAGUAGAUAAAUGUAAAUAGUUAAUAAAAGAAGGGUGGCUCAAUUAAACUUACCUAAUUUAAGAAACUAAAUGCUGAUUUAUGAUAUGGUAAAUUUUAAGGCGCUGCAAAGUAAUCAUAAUAAUCAUGUUAUUUCAUUUUUAAA